This is a messenger RNA of Aspergillus caelatus, 894 nucleotides long. RefSeq names its product serine/threonine protein kinase. NCBI's taxonomy places the organism in Eukaryota, Fungi, Ascomycota, Eurotiomycetes, Eurotiales, Aspergillaceae. Gene Ontology annotation, biological process: protein phosphorylation. The transcript is spliced from 4 exons. Bases 1 to 894 code for a protein of 297 amino acids. Gene Ontology annotation, cellular component: cytoplasm. The record is from RefSeq and is a predicted model, not a curated record. Gene Ontology annotation, molecular function: ATP binding; protein serine/threonine kinase activity.
AUGACUAAAGCGGUAUCCUUCGGCCAGAGAUUAAAAGGCGAGGCAGGAUUCUACACAAUCGCGAAACAGUUACAAGAUAAUGUGUGGCUAGCAUUCAAAGAGACCGUUGUGGUUAAAAGUAUCCGACACUUCCGUCUCCAAAACGAACGAGAUUUCCUCCUUCGUUUCCAAAACAGCGCCCCUUAUUUCCGCAGGUUUCUCGAUGAGAUUGAGGAUCCUCCAGGACAACCUGCGCUUAUCUUAAGACAUCUGGAUAAUGACCUUCUGCAAGAAUCUAACCAUCGAACACUUACAAGAGCCGAAGUCAAAUACGUCGCCAAGAGAGUGUUAAGUGCGUUGGGUGUUUUGCAUAGAGAUGAUAUAAAACCUAGUAUUGUAUUGAUAAAUUAUGGACAGAAUAAGACCCGUUUCAGCGAUAUCCAAAUGGCCGACUUCGGGAGCAUGGCUCAUCAAAACUUCCGCUACGCCCAGGAUAGAGAUCCUACUGGAACACCUAUUUUCCCGAGUCCAGAGGCACAGCUACAGAUGAGGUGGGGGACUGCAACGGACAUCUGGUCUUUUGGGGCAAUGGCAAGGCAAGGAUUCCAUAUCUUCAAACCUAAUCUCCCGGUUGAUAGCGACGAGUGUGAUCUCAAAAUACUCAUGAAACAUCACCAGUGCUUCGGGUCAUUUCCUGCCUCGUAUGAUGAGAUUGCCGAUCAAGACAGACUUGCUGUGCUUGUAUGGAUAAUGCAGAAUACUCCGCUAGAGACACCACGGCCCUUUCAUCUCAUAACUUCUCGGGAGAUUAGCCAGCAAGAUAUGGAGUUCGUGUUUAAGAUCAGGAAGCUUGAUCACAGGGAUAGACCAACUGCAGACUCUCUUUUUGGGGAUGGCUGGCUCUUGGCCGAGUGA